AUGGAGCCAGCAGCUAAUCCAAGGAAGAAGGUGAUGAGAGAUGACAGCAAUCCAAAUCACCCUACGUCAAAGUGUAAUAAAAGAGGCCAGUGGGCCAACAAGAGGGAGUUCUUUUUGGCAGUCUUUGGUGAAAUCAUUGGCCUGGGAAAUGUUUGGAGAUUUCCAUAUCUGUGCUUCAAAAAUGGAGGCGGUGUUUUCCUGGUUCCUUAUGUUUUAUUCCUGGUCACAUGUGGAAUCCCCAUCUUCUUUCUGGAGCUGUCUCUGGGGCAGUUAACUGGUCAGGGUUCAAUCACAUGUUGGAGGAAAAUAUGUCCUAUACUUGAAGGUUUAGGAUAUGGCGGUCAACUAGUUAUUCUUUACACUGUGAUGUAUUACAUCAUCAUCUUGGCUUGGGCAAUCUUCUACCUCUUCUCCUCCUUCAACUCUAAGCUGCUCUUGGCCAGCUGUAACAACACCUGGAAUACAGCAACAGCCAGUAGUUAG
Molecule: messenger RNA, 483 nt
Organism: Paralichthys olivaceus (Japanese flounder)
Lineage: Eukaryota; Metazoa; Chordata; Actinopteri; Pleuronectiformes; Paralichthyidae
Source: RefSeq, a predicted model, not a curated record